UUGGGAGGGCAUUCCAUAGUUGCUGUAUAUUAGAUUCUUUUUCUCCCUCCAGACUCUUUAGGGGCCACCCAAGCAAUGCCCCAAAAUACACAUGUGCGUAACUGAAUAGCUUCAUAGGAAGUGGUGAGAAGUCUACUUCCAGUUUUGAAACAUUUGUAUUUCAGGAUGUUAAAGGUUUUGAAGUUCUCCACUCUCCAGCUUCUCCUGGAGCUUCUUUUUGCUGCAGGUCAUUUCUUUUCCUUUCCUUUCCUUUUCCUUUUAUUUUUUCUCUCCUUUUUUGCUGGAACAGAUACCCAGCGUGGUGUAUUGGAUCGAGUGAUGGACUAGCACUUUGGGGACCAGGGUUCAAAUCCCCGCUCAGCCAUGGAAAUUCACUGGGGGAGUGGAACUGGUAAAACCACUCCUUAAAUAUCUCACCAAUCUGCAUACACAAACCUCCCUUCUACCCGACACCAAGGAAGAGAUCCAAUACUGAAUGGGUUUAAUUUGUUCUUCUUGUUGGUAGGUAAGAUUUGUGGCCUUCUGAGAAGAUAAUAUCUUUUUCCUGCCAUGGAGCCUUGGGUGUAUCUGGACCCACGCCAGAGGGCCCUGUAUCGAGAUGUCAUGCAGGAGAGCUACGAGACAUUGAUGUCUCUUGCUGCUGAUAAAUUGCUGAACAGCAAUAACAACGAGGAGGAGGAAGACGAUGACGAUGAAGAGGAGGAAGAUGAAGGCCCCGAGGAACUGCGGCCAGGCACAUCUCAAAGCAUCCCCAGGCGGAUGAAACCUGUGCCACGUCGAGUGGCUCCCAAGCCACCGGAAAUAGUCCCCGUGGUAAAGAAGGACAAAGCCACCCAGCGUGGCCACGCCCUGAAGAAAAGCCUGGAGAGCCGUUGCUCCGAUUGCACCAAGAUCCUCCACACGGCCGGACGGGGCCGCCAGCGGAGCGAGGCCAACGCUGCCCGGGAAAAGCCCUUUCAGUGCACGGAUUGCGGCAAGUGUUUCAUUUGGAGCUCCCACCUGGAGCGCCACCGCCGGAUGCACACGGGAGAGAAGCCCUUCAAAUGCCUGAACUGCGGGGAGGCCUACAGCCAGAAUUUCCACCUCCUGCAGCACCGCUGCUCCCAGCUGAUCGAGAAGCCCUUUAAAUGUCCCGAGUGCGGGAAGCGCUUUGCCCAGAGCUCUGCCCUAGAGAACCACCAGAAGGGCCACACAGCCAUCAAGCGCCACAAGUGCGACGACUGUGGGAAGUGCUUCAUCUGGGCCUCCCACCUGGAGAGGCACCGGCGGGUCCACACCGGAGAGAGGCCUUUCAAGUGCCCCGAGUGCGGCGAGACGUACAGCCAGAGCGCCCACCUGGCCAAGCACCGGCGCAACCACAUGGGGGAGCGGCCGUACAACUGCCCCGCCUGCUGGAGAAGCUUUGCCCAGAUCUCGGAACUGGAGGAACACAAGAAGACCCACUUGGGCUGCGAGGAUUGCGGGAAGGUCUUCCGGAGCCGGCAGACCCUGAUGCGCCACCAGCGGGGCCACCGCCGCGAGCGCACCCACCUCUGCGAGGAGUGUGGGAAAGGGUUCGUCUGGGCCUCCCACCUGGAGCGCCACCGCCGGGUCCACACGGGGGAGCGCCCCUUCCCUUGCCCCAUCUGUGGGGAGAAAUUUGCCCAGAAGGUCCACCUCCUGCAGCAUAACAAGACCCACUUACACUCGAGGCCCUACAAGUGCGCGGACUGCGACAAGCACUUCGGGGACAGUUCGGCCUUCCUGGCCCACCAGCGCGGCCACGCCAUGGAGAAGAACCACAAGUGCCAGUAUUGCGGGAAAUGCUUUGCCUGGAGCUCCCACCUGGAGCGGCACCUGAGGAUCCACACGGGAGAGAAGCCCUACAAAUGCCCCGAUUGCCCCGAGCACUUUAGCCAGACCUCCCAGCUCUUCAAGCACCAGCGCAGCCACCUGGGCAAGCGGCCCUACAAGUGCAGCGAGUGCGGGCGCAGCUUUGGCACCACCCUGGAGGUCAUCAUCCACCAGCGCACCCACUUUGGGACAAAGCCCUACCGUUGCUCCCACUGUGGGAAAGGGUUCACUCGGCGGGCCAACCUACUGAAGCAUCAAAGGAGCCAUGUGAAGGAGACCCUAUAAAGAGCCGUGGGGCUGCACCCCAAAAGAGAGGGGGCAAGGGAACGUUGUCCUUUAUUAAAACCAUCGAGAACCCCACACGAGAGAGAAAGCCCUUCUGUUACGACCUGAUUAUGGGGGGGCCGAAUUCUUCCCCCCCAUGCUUAACCUGCUUUUGCAACAGCACCCGAUUAUCUGCACACGGCUGAAGAAUAUUGGUAAAAGGCAAACGAAACAACGCACAGUACAAAUGGGGAGUUCAUAGAAAAUGCCUUGAUGAAGAAGUGUUGCUGACACCCCCCCUUUUUUUCCAAGGAUGGACUGAUCACGGUUAAAAUGUUACAACCGCAUCCUUUGAGAAUAGAUCCUGAUUUAGAAAUCCAUACAGAUGUCUUAAUUCACAUUUGUUUGACACUGUGUAGAUAAAAUAUAUGCCCCAAUCUUUGGGAAAGAAAGCUUUACUGACCAUUCCUCUCUCUAUGACCCAUCAGAAAUUUUGCUCGGGGCAGACUAGCCCCUGUCUCCCUCCUGUUGCCCAACUCCCCCUUAUCAUUUUGAACUCUGGAUAACAAAAGCUUUAACAAAUGCCGAGGACUGACCUCCGUACCUUAAAUGCCUGAUGGGAUGGACUAAGACUUUAUGAAAUACUAGAGAAUCCACUUGCGGUGGAAAAGGAGACAUUCAUAAGCCCCUUGAACGUGGAGGGAAAGCUUUAUUGACUUACACAAUUCAAAGAAUUUAACUAUAGGUGGCCCCAUGAAUAAUAGGAGCUCUGCCUGAUUAGCCAGUGCAUUAGUACCUGAAUACCCGGAGGCUGUCUUAAGGUCAAACUGCAGCAUUAGAUGAGAUACCCGGUGUGGCUUUGUCACCAAUUUCUGCAUGGAUGGAAAAGACCCAGCUGAUUUCUCUUUGUUUCUGGAAUCCCAGCUGCUCACUUACUUCUGACCAGGUUGAUUUGGGGAGAAGAGGUUCUUUAGUCCCAGAAAUUCCUGGAGAUCUCGUCACUGUGAACUAGAGAAGCCAAGAGAAUAGAGACACUUGAAUCCCUCUUUUGAAAACUGGAAGAUGAUGGGGUGUGUGUGUAUGAAUAGUGAGCUUAGGAACCACCCUUCAGUUCUGAUAUCCUUAACUAUUGGGAGUUCUUGGUAGUUUGGUCAAAGGCAUUAAAUAGGUGGGGUGGGGGUGGGUGUAGGUAGAAAAAGCUACCUGUGGUUAGGGAAAGAAUUGCAAAAGAGUACAGCAUAUCGAAGGACAGGAGGGGAAAAGGCUCAAGCUGGAUUCAGCUUUGUGACUAUAGAAACCACCUUAACAAAUUGAUGUAUGAGUAUUGGGUAGGAUUCAGGGUUUGACUUUAGAGGCAUGCAUUUCUGCACAUUGCAGGGAACCGAUUCCUGUGUUAGCUGGUGUUUUUCCCUGUCCAAUCAUCUGAAUCACUUUCUAGUUGCCAACACAACCAGGCACCUAAGACUCCCCUUCAGCACACCACACACUAUUGUAGCAGGGAUGGGGGAAGGUGAGGUAGAGCCACAGACGUCAGCUGAGCAUCAUCAUAGUGGAGCUUUUGCUUGUGUGGAGGGAUUAGAGCCCACGGGAGAUGGUUUUGACGUGAAGAGAGGCAGGCUGGAAAUGUCACAAAAAUGGAAGCAAGCAUCUGUCCACGGAAAGAAAGGAAACACAGUCCCUUCCGAUUUGGAUUCAGCCUUCUGGGCUUCACUGCUGGGAGAGAAGAUGACUGGAACUGGAAAGGAGCUGAAGGAAGCAGCUGUGCUGGAAAUAUGGGGAAGCCCCACAGUGGAUGUAGAAGGUCUUGGUUGGAAAGUUUGUGGGGGGGGAAGGGAGUUGUUACUACUGAUUGAGAAACGGGGCAGUGGAACUCCCCCCUCCCCUGUUUCAGGGAGGGUAACUGAUUGGGGAGAGGGGCUGCCAAGAUAACCUGCCCCAUAUUCUGAUGGGGCCCUGAUUUCUCAAGCGUGUAGGGCUUCAGGAGGGCUAAAUGCGAAGCCAGAGCAUUGGAAAGCCCUGUGGCUUUGACUACAACUCCCAGAGUAUCAGAAAAUGGACCCGCUGGCAUGGAGCUUUUGGGAGUUGUAGUCCAAACCAACACACACACACACCAAGAAAACAUUUGCAAGCCAGGGGCAGGAUUGCAUUUCCUCCCUUCUUCUUGUGGCGGCUGCACCUCCUUCGACUACUGCUCUCCUGCCACCUACCUCAGAAAUCCUGUUCGAGGGGAUUGACCGAUGGAGUGAGCCUGUUCUUCUUGGCUGCCAAGGUCCUUGCAACGGAGAUGCCCACAGAGGGGUGGCAGCCGUUCCUGCUUGGGAUAUAGGACAGAUCUGAAGGACAGGGACGCUGCUGUAAACAUGCGACAAUGCUGCACACAAGAGGUUAACAACACAGCAAGGUACCCGACUGCUGUGUUGGCGGGAGGUCUAGUUUCCUACUAUGCGGCCCUCUUGCUUCUAUGACUGUAUUCCAACCUCCGCCUCUUCUUACUGCCCUGUGUUUCCCUUCCGCCCUCUCCAUGUUGUUAUGUCCCUUCUCCGUCAGAGGUUUAUUUACCUAAUUGUUUUUACUUUUUUUCCGGGGGGGGUAUUGUUUGCCACAGUGUGCUACUACUUUAUUUUCUCCUUUCCUCCCCCCCCCUUUUCUCCCCUCUUUAUUUUCAUCCAAAGCGAGCAAGCAUCUUUUCUGUUUAGGGCACUUUCCCCCAAACUGACGUAUAGCGGAAAAAAAGUUUCUAAGCUCCGAUAUCUUUGUUGUUGGUUAGGAGUAAUAAAGUAAAAGGAAAAUGUAGCUCAUAUAAG
Messenger RNA from Pogona vitticeps (central bearded dragon), 4901 nucleotides. NCBI's taxonomy places the organism in Eukaryota, Metazoa, Chordata, Lepidosauria, Squamata, Agamidae. The record is from RefSeq and is a predicted model, not a curated record.